Molecule: messenger RNA, 1907 nt
Organism: Acyrthosiphon pisum (pea aphid)
Lineage: Eukaryota; Metazoa; Arthropoda; Insecta; Hemiptera; Aphididae
Gene: Tmhs
Product: Tetraspan membrane protein in hair cell stereocilia
Exons: 3
Coding region: 392-1264 (290 amino acids)
Biological process (GO): sensory perception of sound
Cellular component (GO): plasma membrane
Source: RefSeq, a predicted model, not a curated record
AAACCAAUCCUAUUAUCAAACUUCUAACUAGUUUCUGGUAGACGUAAGACGUCUUCACUGAAUCUUGUAACGUACUAACGUCUUGUAGUUGUGGUCAACUUGUUUGUAAUCUGUGAUGUUCGUCCCCACCGUCAUUAUGUGUAACAAUAUUGUGUAUAUUAUGUGAAAAUAAGUGGGUCUCGUAUCUGAAUGCCGAGUAUCACAGUCUAUUAUAACCAAAACAAUUAUUGAAAUUCACUGAAACGAGACGGCAACUGGACCAUUCAAUUUAUGCUCGAAUUGUUUUCCGUAACGGUGAGUCCAACUAGACAAUAAUAUAAUGUGUUUGCCAUAACACUACGUACCUAAACUUCGUUGCGCGACUUUCAUCCGAUUGGAAUCUGUUUGAGAAAUGGGUUCCAAAAUAGAAUAUGUGGACUCGUCGCAGAUGUACGCUACAAACUAUGUGCGUAACGCCAAAGCGGUUGGCGUUUUGUGGGGUAUAUUUACAGUUUGCUAUGCAAUAAUUGUAGCAGUGGCAUUCAUCACUCCAGAAUGGAUAGGUGACACUACAACGUCUGAAAAUCCUGCUCGUUUCGGUCUAUGGAGCAGCUGUUACUUCGGCAAUGGUGUGUCGACUGCUGUCGAGGACUGUCAGGGAAAACUGGAAGAUCUGUCCAAUAUACCAAGUGUAGCCAUAAGAGUGGCGGCAAUUUUUGGCAGUGUGUCUGUGUGCAUAGCUAUAAUUAUUGUGGUGAUGUUGUUGUUCUUCUUCUUAUUUCAAUCGACAACAGUGUACCUUAUUUGUGGAUGGCUACAUGUUUUAUCUGCUGGGUGUCUGAUCGCAUCCAUUGUUGUUUUUCCAAUGGGCUGGGAUUCACCACAUAUUCAGAAAACAUGUGGUCCAGAGGCUAAAAGCUAUAGUCUUGGCGACUGUAAUUUUCGUUGGGCAUAUUUAUUAGCAAUCAUAGCAAGUGUGGAUGCACUUAUUCUAUCCGCUUUGGCUUUUAUCUUAGCCACUAGGCAUAUAAAACUUCAACCAGAACCCUUAUAUGCAUCAACAUUGCGCAAAGGUGAGCUCAAUGGUGGAUAUUUAGGUGACAGUAGUGCAUCAAUGGCUGGUUCUAGAAAGUCAUUGAAUUUGCAACCAGUUAUGUUGAUGCCACAGCCAAUGAUGGACCAAGAUCGGUUUUCUGAAUUUUCCAAUAGAACGGGUCGCUCUCAUAAAGGUGCCAUGUACAGACCGGAGUAUGCUUCAUCUAGUAUUCAUAAUUUUCAACUCUAAUGAAUUUCUUGAAAAAAUAUGAUACUUUUAGAUUUUACUCUUUUAGUAGAAGGAAGAUAAAACAGGGUUAAACCAUUAUUACAUAUUUGUAUGUAUAUUAAAUUAUUAAUUUGAAAGAUUAUAGCCAUUAAAUUAAAAGUAGAAUGUUGAUGUUAAAUUAUUUCCACUGUUAAUUAUAUAUUAUAUUUUUUUUUAAAGUGUAAAGGUCCCUACACACUGUGGCGGUGACACAUUUCACCGCUCACCGCUGCGGCAAAGCUAAGACAAUAGAAUUUAACGCCACCGCUGCAGUGUGUGUGGAUCUUUAGAAAUGUAACUAUUUUUUAAAAAUUAAUAUUGUUUCAAAUUUUGGGUAUAUCUAAAUGUUCAACUAUUUUAUUUUGUUUAUAUUUAAAAUGUAUAAGCAAUGCUUGAACAAAUUGUCCAAUAUUUUUAAGUAUUAUUGUGAAUCUCAGUAUCUUCAUUUGUUAGGUUAUUUAAACUAACACUUGACAUGUAAACAAUGAAUAUUAUUUUAUGAAGUCCGUCCAGUUAUAAACUAUUAUCUCUUUAUAUUUUUAUAUGUGUAUUAAUUAUGAAUCAUGUUAUUAUAACUGGUUUUACUUGGUAGAAAAUAAAAUACUAUACUUAUUAGUAAUUAUAA